Messenger RNA from Acaulospora colombiana, 174 nucleotides. NCBI's taxonomy places the organism in Eukaryota, Fungi, Glomeromycota, Glomeromycetes, Diversisporales, Acaulosporaceae. The record is from the annotation of a GenBank genome assembly.
CCAAGCCUGAGAGAAUGGUUUGGGCGGCAAUCGAGGGAUUGGCGAGAUGAGCUCGGUGGGCGCGGCGAUAUGAACACAAUGAGAGGAGGACGCGAUCCCCGAGCCGUUUUGGAUGUCUUGAUAUGGAUUUCCAAAGGCCCUGGUGCUGACAUCUAUGGGAUAAACUUAGUUUAA